This is a messenger RNA of Amoebophrya sp. A120, 6199 nucleotides long. Lineage: Eukaryota; Dinophyceae; Syndiniales; Amoebophryaceae. The record is from the annotation of a GenBank genome assembly.
UUGGCUGCGCUGCAUCCAAACGCAUUAAAAAGACAAACGGGAACGGUGACGAUCAGACACAUAAAUAAUGAGAUCUCGCGGCUCUUUUUCGAUUUUUCUUCUUCUCCUGAGUGUGUUUGUCAUAUCCGUCCUCGUUUCGUCAUUUGCAAGGAAUAGGGAGUAAACGGGAGGAAGAAUCCUAACCCACUUCAUUUCAUUCGGUUUAUUCGUAUCACAUGCACCAAGCCUCUCGCUUUAAAGUAUUUGAGCACCUGGCUCACGAUGGCCGCAGCAUCGGGACCCCGGUCCGCGUUUCGAGAGAUGAUGCUCCAGCAGGCACAGCAAACCGCUAAAGUGCAGCCAAUGGACGGCGCACCUGACGCUCCACCACUCGUAGGAUUUGGAAGUGGAGCAGCCAGGCCGAAGCAGAGCUACAGUGGUCCGUCCUCCAUGGCCACACCGGCUGCUGCGCGGGUAGGUGGAGGUAGUGCAGCGUCGGCAGUGCCGCGGAACGGCGUGAGGCGGGUCGCCACGGGAAGGGCUGCUGCGGCACCGAGGUCGAUGGGUACUACUAUUAAACUCUUUCACGAACAAAUAUGAUCGGAUCCUCGAUCACCGAUCAGUAUACAGGUUACAAGGAAGUCAAAUAGAAGUGGCAGAACCGCUGCAGUUUUUCGAUGCGACAGACACAUCAAGAUGUUGACGUCGUCGCAUCUUCCAUUAUCAUUCAAAAACGAAAACACCAGACACCAUGUCAGAAGCACCCUCAUCUGUGGCCGCGUCGCAAGCAACCAGGCCGAAGAAGAUGCACGCGCCGGGAGCGAUUCCGCGGUAUUUGCAGAAAUUCAAGCAAGAAAAGGAAGAUGAACUCGCACGACAAGAAGCCGAAGCGAACAAGAUCAAGAUUCCGGAUGGAUACAGGUAUACUUCUGGAACGAUCGACAUUUUUACUUUGUGAAGAUGACAGGCCCCGCUCGCGGCUGCAGGAUAUCCUGAUCGAGAUUUUUGAGGCUGCAGUCGUGCUAUUAAUUCGUGAUGAAGAUGUCCCAUCAACAAGAACAUCUUCACAUGAACCGCACGCAGACUCGUCGGGGACAAAGAGCGAAUCCUGACACUGGAGUGGUUCGCGACCCAGCUGGACGAGGUAAGCGAGCAGAUGCGCAAACUCCCCAUCCGGAUCGAGACCGCUAGUCAGAAAAAGCGGGAAAAGGAGCUCGUCGACAAGAAGGAGCGGCUGGAAGACGGGGUGCAGAUGUUCUCGAAGGAAAUCGUAUUUAUUGUUGCUUUUGUAAUGCUUGAUGUUGCUGUUGUAGAUGUAGUUGUGCGAGAAGUAGUACUUUUGAUGUGGUGUCACUGUCUCCAUUCAUAGCGGGGGCCCUAUUAGCCUCAGUAUUACGAUGUCAUGGCGCCCUCGUGCAUAAUGUAACGCAGCAUGGAAUCAGCUGCAGAGAUGGAAGACGUCGCAGCCCUCCAUCGUGGAGAAUGUUACGCACGACGGAGUGCGCAUUCUUUUCAUGCUGCAGCGUCUUUGACGAUACACUUUCAGAAAGCCGAAGUAGGUGCGUCCGCGAGACCAUUAUUUCCGGAUGCGAUCAUGAUGGCGCAUUCCAGCUGCUCUGACAACCACUUAGUUUGCGGCACCCGGGAGAACGCGAAGGUCGCCGUAGUACAACUGAGGUGCGAUGAUCGAGACCAACACGCUUCCCGCGAGUUGCACCUGAAGUAGACCAUUGAAGCCACUGCCUUUAUCACAGUGAAAAAUGCCCCCCACCCCUGCAAUUGCAACAAUUUGUGAUGCGAAGUUUCCAAAUGAAAGCUUUUUGUCAUGCAUGAAAGGAGUAAGAAUCUUUCUGAUGCAGAUUCUAGUCGUGUUUCGCAUCGCUUGCAUGACAAGCACCGCUCUUGCUGGGAUCUUUUGCAAUACAAAUUUUUGCUAUUCACGAUCGGAAAUCUGUGAUGCUGAUACACGCAAGAGGGCGAAUGUUUCAUUUGGAAAGAUUUGCAAUACAAAUGCUUUCAAGUUCGGGGGUGGGGGCAUUUUUCAUUGUAAUAGCCUUUGCUCGUUGUUCUAGAAGUAGUUGCACGUUUUGAUGUGGUGUCGUGAUAAUCUCCCCUUCUAUAUCUUCUUCACGAUGUUGUAGCUCCUGCAGCUUAGGAUCUGCCACUGUGCUGGACGCCGACCUCUGGCUCUGCUUUGCUUGUGCUGCGGGUGGUGGUGUUACAAUCAAGGGGAUGAAUUCGCCAAUUCGCGAGUGAGGGACAGCACCUCCUGAUGAAGCGCCAGCUUCAUCUCCAUGUCGGUCUGCGACUCUUUCAACAUCCACCAACCCGCUGGCUUUGUUCUGGUGCAGCUGUAGACCCGCAGCACGAACCAGCUGCCUCUUGCGCGCUCCCUCGAGCAGGUACAGGGCCCACAAGGGCAACUGGACGUCUUGCUCAUCAUAAUGGUCUUGACCCGCUUGCUCGGCCUUUCUCUUCGACCGCAGCAGCAACGGCGCAGGUUUGAUCUUGUCCUUUGCUUGUUCUGACGAUGCGGAAAUCUCUCCGAUGUGCUUCCACAAAGCCCGCUGAGACGGUGUUCGUAAGCUUUUUUGAAGUUGCUCGACGUCCCGCGAGUCGACGUCCUGGAAAAGCUUUGGCUUUGCCGUUGUCCCGUUAUCAGAUUCAUGUUCAACCACCGAGGACAUGAUGACCGGACAAUUUUCCAGUACCGAGACAAGUGAUAAGACGAGACGAGCACAGUGGUAAGCAAGUCGAAAAGUAGACGGACGCAUUUCCUACACCUAGUACCGAAACAAAAGAAACCCAAACCUUAACCUCAAAUAAAAAAGUACCUUAGAACAACAGCACAGCCUUAUUUAUUCGUUGCUGAUUCUUCUAGCGGCCCCAGUGGCGAAAGAAAUCAGGUACGAGUCAUCGUUCUGAAGCCCAUGCUUUCUCUUUCAUUUUCGUCAUUUUCUGACUCUUGUCGUUUGGAGAGGAUACAUACCACCUCGUGCGUAUACAAUUCGGAGUUAUCGCGGGGCGACCAGCGAUCGGCCUUUGCGUUCAACAGGAUCGGCACCAAGAACACCACACAAGCAUAAUAGCUAAUAUUUGUAUUUCGAAAAAAUCUUAUUCUGAUGAAUUGUUACAUUUCAAAAUGGAAAAAUUUGCAUCGCGUUACAUUUUAAAUGUAAAUCCAUGCUGUCCUGCUGUUGGAGAUGUUUAGUUGUAAGUCGUUCUUCGAAGAUUUUUUGGUUCAGUAUCUUCGAGAAACGAAGUCGCAGCCACAACAAGGCCAAACUGUGCAAGAAUGUGAUACCACCGCCCCUUUCUCUUCGCAUAGCGGUGGUGGUCGGUAUAGGUAUUGAUACGAAUCUGAAUGACGUCCAACAGAAACUAAGAUCAACACGCUUCCCGCGAGUUGCACCUGAAGUAGACCAUUGAAGCCGCAUCCGUAUCCGAUAGAAAGGGCUACAAAAUAAUAAACGCAGCUUCAUAGUACCGACCUGCAAAACCUUACGCAGCAUGGCGGCAGACCCAUUGAAAGGACUUUCAUGCGACACUGUGCUGCAGAACGGUACCCAUCACGCUAUCAUUCGUGGAUAUUAAAAUCAAAUUCGAUCAAACAGGUUGUCAUCCCCGAAGGAAGUAGUCCGGUUUGCGAGAUGCCGGAGGACACCAGCGAGCCGGGAAUUGUAGAGCCGCGGUUUCCCGAACAGCACACGCAGGACACGAAGGAUCGGCUCUUUGGGGGCUACGAGGAAACGCCGGUGUUGCAGAAUACCAACUACGCCCAGUACUUGCAAGCGCAGGACCGCAUCGGGCACAGUGUCAACGCGCAGCAGCCGCAGCAUAUGCUGGACGCAAACCAAGCAGAACCACCGGCGUACUACCGUGGCCCCGCUUCCACAGUACACCUUGCGAUUGUUUUUCUUGUCCAAGAACUUACUUUCGCACUUCAUGCUGACGGCGUUGUGAUUUUUCAUUUUUUGCGGGAGCGGUGCCAGUGCACCACUAUCCCUGACUCAGGUGUUGUACUUACUCUGGAUUCGCUUUUCCAGCUGGUGCACCGAAUCUAAAAUCACACACCAACAUCAGGAUCAUAUCUCGCAUCACGGGCCGCAGCAGCAGGGUGGUACUUUUCCCCGCCAACAAGGAGUACCAGCGGCACCUCCGCAGCCACCGGGGAGUAGUUCUUUUUACCACGGAGCAGGUGGUUCCGCUAUGUCCCACGGGACAAGCAGCAAGGAAACAGUAUCGAGCGGGUCGGAGCCGGGCUCUUACCCCAUGAAUUACAUGACGCAAGACCGCGGAAACGGGCCGCCGAUGUCCUACCCCGCACCCCCAAGUAGCCGUAACUUCAGCCAGUAUGUGUACCCGGACUUUCAAAACGGUCAACAGCCUGGCGCAGGAGCUGACCACGCGCACCAGGACCUACGCGCGGGCUACAACAGCAUGCCGCCCAGUUUCGCUGUCCCACCCACCGGUCAGCCCAUGUCGCUGCCGCACAUGGACGUCGAAGGUUGGAGUAGAAGGCUUUUUUAGGUGGAACUUAUGAUUUUGCAGGCUUUUGCAGCGUCGAACCAUAUGAAGUCACUUUUCCACAUGCACAUGCAUCACCAAAAUGAAAAUCUCAGCGUACUAUACAGUAAAAACGACCAACAACACAUCCUCCUCACAGGCUCCGCCGUAGACCCAUAUAGCACCGGCCUGCCACCCAUGCAAUACCCGGGUCAAGACCUACUGCGAGCGGCUCCGCCGGCGAGGAGCGAGCCGCACACGGGGGGAGGCUUUCUGGAACACGACGAGGAGCUGAGGUGUUGAAUUAAUAAAUGAAUUUGUUGCUGUUUUCAACUUUGUUGGACGUGGAUGUCAAUGUCUUCGGCUCGUCCACUUCUCCACAGGGGGAGGGGGUGAGCGAGUAGUAUCCAUGAAAGUAGAAGACUUGUUGCAAUUUAUUACGUCUACGUGGCUGUGUUGAGUGGGAAAUCUGAACACCCAGCAGCUGCCAUCUUUCCAGGUCGUACCAGCAAUACCCGGGCUCUGACAACGAUCCGCCAGUUCCGGCGCCUGGCCGCGCACCAGAGGUGAUGGCAGAGGUGGAAGAGCAACGCGUGCGAGUGCCGCCGGGCGGAUUCUCGAGCCUGAUUUUGUAUUGAAGACGAGAGAUUAUAUCUUCUGUCGCCUUUUUUUUUUGAUGAGUUUUUGAAAAUAAUUGAUGCUGUACUUACUUAUGUUGCAGCCCCGCAUACUUUCGCGCACUUUGUUGGAGAGGCGAAAAAAUAUCUUCUAUUGGCGAAAUAAGUCAGUUGCCAAAAUUAUCAUGAUGUUUGAAAAGUGUGUAGAGGAUGCAAUGCUGGGUGCGAAGGGAGUCCCUCCGCGUCUUGUGAUGUCCCCGUAGAUAGAGACUCUCAGAGUGCUAAGGAGGGGCAAGAGCACAGCUUGAAGUUGUGUUUACGAAAUGCCGAAAGCAAAGUGUAAAUUUUUUAUAUGUCACUGAAGAACACGGUCGUGACCGGCCUCACUGGUGCCCUGUAUCCGUUCGUUUCUACUAAUGGGAUUAUUUUCACGUUUCUAGUUAACUCGAUUUGUCAGUUUUUUCCCGGCCUAGAAGCCGUCGGAGGAGUUGUAAUGAUCGCCACCUUUUCUUUAAAAGAAGGCCUUGUCAUGGAUACGCAAAAAGUUGCUUUCUUGUACAGCUUGUAUGUAAGUAACGAAGAUAGGAAAGCUGCUAUGAACCGCGUCUGCGGGAUGCUGCAGAUAUUACUCGCGUUUCAAUAAAAGAUUGCUUGUCUAGCGCAGCAGUUUCAGGCUGAGCCGUUUUCAGGACGCUAUAAUUUCGUGUUUCUAUUCUUGGGAAGUGAAAAUCAGUCUUAAGAUGACGCGGCUUUUAGAAAUAGAUGCCAGCGAAUUAUUGUGGUGGAUGCGGGCGACCUGCUGGUCACGAUUCACAAGCAGCAUAUAUGAUUUUUUUAUGAAUACGAUGUCCGUCGUGUAUCAAAUUUAUAUUUUUUAGUAUAUCAGAAAUUAGAUGAGUUCAAUGUCAAUGUCAUGAUACUAGCGAAGAUCGAGAUGAAGUCGGACUACCGCCGAUUGGUUGAAUUGGGCUGGCCAAGAACCUGAUCAUGAAGCGAAUUCAACACCGCCGUCGUGACCCCGUCUCGACAUUACGUUGCCGUUGUCCUCACUCUCGCCAGAGACCUGCAGUCACGUCUCUGCUUGCCUGGAACCGUGG